This is a messenger RNA of Myodes glareolus (Bank vole), 2238 nucleotides long. The record is from RefSeq and is a predicted model, not a curated record. Lineage: Eukaryota; Metazoa; Chordata; Mammalia; Rodentia; Cricetidae.
CACUUUCAAGACAUCUUGUUUUGAGUCAAGAUUCCUCCUUCUGAACAUGGGACUUUCCGGCGGGACCACAGCGCCUGCCCUGCACUCAUUUGGCUGAGGAUAUCCUGAUUUGCUGAGGAAGUCUUCCGAAGGAGCACGUCGGCCAUGUGGUGCCUCUGGGGUCUUCUUCUCUGCGAAGCACUCCUUCCCAUUGUGGUUAUCAGUGUCCAAGUGCUAAGCAAGGUAGGAGACUCUGUGCUGCUGGACGCAGAGUGCCCUCCCGGCUUCCAAGUGCGGGAGGCCAUCUGGCGAUCUCUCUGGCCAUCAGAGGAGCUCCUGGCCACAUUUUUUCGGGGUUCCUUGGAGACUCUGUAUCGCUCCCACUUCCUGGGCCGAGUCCAGCUGCAUGGCAACCUCAGCCUGGAGCUUGGGCCCCUGAAAACUGAAGACAGUGGCAACUUCUCUGUGCUGAUGGUGGACACGGGGGGUCAAACCUGGACCCAGACCCUGCAUCUCAAGGUGUACGACACAGUACCCAAGCCCAUGGUGCAAGUGUUCACUGCUGCAGCGGAAGAGGCGCAAGCCCCCAAUACCUGCCAAGUCUUCUUGUCCUGCUGGGUCUCCAACACCAGUGAUAUAACCUAUAGUUGGCGGCAGGAGAGGACAACGGACGGUGAUGCCGAACUGCACAGCUUUUUCUCAAAUGGACAGUUGCUAAGUGUCUCACUGGGGCUGGGAGACCAGGAUGUGGCCUAUACCUGCAUUGCCUCCAACCCCGUCAGCUGGGAUACGGCCACAGUCACUCCCUGGGAGAGCUGCCAUCAUGAGGCAGCCUCCGGGAAGGCCUCCUACAAGGAUGUGCUGCUGGUGAUUGUGCCCAUCUCACUCUUCCUGAUUCUAGCUGGUCUCCUUGGGGCAUGGCACCAUGGCCUCUGCUCAGGGAAGAAGAAGGAUGCUAGCACUGACAGAGUGGUUCCAGAGACGGAGAAUCCCCUCGUGCAAGGUACGCCAUGAGGGACAGCAUAAACUGACGCUUGGAUCUUGAUGUGAGGCUCUGCCUAGUCACAUGAUGCUCCACACCUGGAAACUUCCAGGAUCCUCGUCACUUCCGCAAGUCUCCCGUCUGCUGCUGGAGAACCGCCAAGGAAGCCAUCACCCUGGUUCCAACCUCCUCCACCCUCCCUCCUCUUUGCACACGCUGGAUCUUCUCUGGGCAAAGUGGACUGAGAAGUUUCUUCCUUAAGAGCCCUGGACGUUCUCUAGAACCCACAGAGACAUUGUCUAUCCAAAGCACUCAUGCUUCUAGCACUAUAUAGAAGGAAUUAUCUACCAAGAGACUGCCUCUAGGCCAGGUACUGGGCCCUAAAAGAUAACAGAUGUUUGAACUAACAGGGAAAUUGAGCUAACCACUGUCAACUCUAACCCCAGCCCCUAGAGUCUGAGAUCCUUGUGUUCAAGAUGUUAUCAUAAGAAAAGUUACAGACUAAGGAAAGGUGGAAGGCAGGGCUUUUUCUUUCUGGCCUGAAGGGCUUUCAUAUCAUAUGAGUUCAAGACCCCCUCAAUGGUAAUUUGAGGUUAUUAAAAUGACAAAGAAUAGCUGACAUGCCAUCUUGAUAUGGAAGUCAUUUUUCUUUCUUUCUUCCCUCUCCCCUCCCCCGACAGGAUUUCUCUGUGUAACAGUCCUAGCUGUCCAGGAACUCACUCUGUAGACUAGGCUGGCUUCAGACUCACAGAGAUCCAUCUACCUCUGCCUCCUGUAUGCAGGGAUUAAAGGUGUGAGCCACCAACACCCAGCCAAAAGUCAUUUUUCUGGUAGCACCCUAUUAAUAGACAUCUUCAUCACCAUUAACUCUCAUGCCUCCUGCAUGAUCUGGAGUGGUGUUUGAGGGUCUAUACAUUCCACACAGUUGCCAGAAAGGAAAAAAGAGAGAGAGAAUUUGACCCAGCCAACAGUAAAGCAACAGCAAGAGAAGCAGCUAAGUUCAGGGUAAAUCUGUCUUUCUGAAACUGGGAGAAUGAAGAACCAUGAAAAGCUACAUGGGAAGAAAACUGGAGGGAAGGGUACCGGGACAUUUUAGAAUCUGCCACGUUCAUUUUCAGAUGCAAGUGUUGAAGAUCCACCUAAGUACAAGGGGAGAGAAAAAGUCCCUACCACUCAAUUGUAGAUUGUCAAGGUUGCUUUGACGUACGCCAUAGAGGAUAUUGUUCUGGCCAUCUUUGGAAAAUGUAUCCUGCCAUUGAAUGAUUCUGUCUGGAAAA